Molecule: messenger RNA, 3240 nt
Organism: Pleuronectes platessa (European plaice)
Lineage: Eukaryota; Metazoa; Chordata; Actinopteri; Pleuronectiformes; Pleuronectidae
Gene: il6r
Product: interleukin 6 receptor
Exons: 10
Coding region: 208-1986 (592 amino acids)
Biological process (GO): cytokine-mediated signaling pathway
Cellular component (GO): external side of plasma membrane
Molecular function (GO): protein binding; cytokine receptor activity
Source: RefSeq, a predicted model, not a curated record
AUUUCACAAUAACGGGUCUGAGGGAUCAUAGAGGAAGCUGCCAACUGUUCUUCACUAUCAUGUGUGGGGUGGAGGGCUGUCUGUUGUCGGACUGACAUGAGUUUGGAUGAAGGUGGUCCACAGACACGACUUUCUCCAGCUGUUGCCGUUUGCGUGAAUCCUGGGUGAUGGUGUGACGACUCGGCGAAGGGAGACGGCUUCACAACAAUGCGGAUCUUUCUCCCUUUUCUGUUCGCGCUGUGCUCCACGCUGGUCCGCGGCAUUUUCGACGGCAGCUGUCCCAGGAGAGACCCCCCACCAGGUGUGUUGGUUUUAUCCGUGGGAAGUAACCUGGUUCUCACCUGCAAAGGUCAUGUAACGGUGGAUGGAGUAAAGGUCGACAUUGCCAGAAACAGCCCAAACGCCAACAGGAGAGCGAGUUCUUCAGUCGCACCCACAACCCACGGAAACAUUAUAUACAGCAAACAGGAGAGUUCCCUAAAGGAAGCACAACACAUCAGCCCUGAGGCAGAAGUCAGUACUGUGACGACAGAGACCAGAGGCCCCAGAGACAGAGAUACAGCAAACCCAGCUUCUCCCACUACUCACGUGACCCAACCGACCAGUGUGGGCGGACUGCUGAGGGGUCGAUCCGGCUGGGACAGUGAAGAGCCAGACGGAGAGGGAGAUUACUGGGAAGACGAGGAGGAGGAAGGGGAGAACGGGAGCAGGGUAACAAGAGGCAUAAAAUCACGGCCUCAGUGGAAGUUGAAUGGGAAGACAGUGGGAACGGGGAGACAAGAGUGGAGAGAAAUCACAUUUGAGAAGAGAGGAGCGACUCUGUCUCUGUUCUCGGUGAGAGAGACGGCCUCUGGGAGGUACAGCUGUCAUCACAGAGGCAGAGAGAGGUUCUCCUUUAGGGUAGUUGUUGAAGAUCCUCCUGAGAGUCCCAGGCUGUCCUGCUACAAGAAGUCACCAAGCAGUAAGAUCCGCUGUGAGUGGACGCCACAGAGGCCUGUGAGCAGACACAUGAACUGUUCCCUCAUGCUGAAUAAAAGACCAACAGGCGCAUUCCGUCAUUACCAGUGCUCGUACUCAUCUCGUCUGUCCCGCUACUGGUGCGCUCUGGACUUCAAUGAGGACGAGCUGAGGACGUAUCACAUGGCCUACCUGUGCGUUACAAGCGUCGCGGGCAAUGCCACCAGCGCCCUGCUGCCCUUCACACCUCUGGACAUUUUGAAGCCGGACCCCCCAUCAGACAUCACAGUCACGCAGGUGGAGGGACAUGAGACAUGGAUAAAGGUCAACUGGAAUUUUUCUACAUCCUGGAAGACUCAAGACAGAUAUUAUACACUAAUCUAUGAGGUCAAAUAUCGACCGCUGGAGUCCUCGAAUCAUCAUGAGCAGAUAAAAAUGAUUAAGAACCAGCGCUGGCACACCAUCACUGAUGUGAUGCCUGGUGUUGAAUACCUGAUUUGGGUCAGGACUAAGGAAGAAUAUGAAGGUCACUGGAGCGACUGGAGUUCCCCUGUCAACGUCAGCAGCUGGACAGCUUAUAAACUCAGUGAUGAUCUGAUGGCCACGAUGUUCCCAGAAUCCAUAGAGGAAGGAUCUGCUGCAGAGGACGUCACACCCAAUGAUCCCGGACCAGUGGUUAGUGGAAUGGAGGUGUCGCAUCACGCCCUGUGGAUCUGUGGCUCAUUUCUUCUCAUGUCAAUCAUUCUUGCUGCCUACAUGUUCAGACACAAGGACAGACUCACGUCUAAACUCCACUGUUUGAGGGUCCCCGUCACACAGUCAAGUGACUCGUCUCAACCUCCACCCACCACAACAGCCGCCCCAGAGGGACAGGCCCUGGUGACCUUUAUCCCUCCGUGUUACGAUCAGCCCUCAUCUGGUGAAGCAGACGAAGGGGAAGGAGAAAAUGAGGAAGAGCUAAGGCUGGAGGAAAGACCAGAGGCCGUUCACUUCACCAACACAAGUUAUUUCUUGACCCAGAGGAUAUGAUGCCACUCAAAACAAUCUAGAACAUUUUGUCAUGCUAGAUUGGUGUUUUUCACCUCAGAACUAGUGUCACAGAUGACAAAAGGACGGUAAACUUACACUUGUUGUGGUUCUCAGCUUGUAAAGUCCGCGGCUCUAUCUCUCAAACUAUCUCGUGCCUAAAAUACCUCGGAAUAUAUGUUUUUUUGUAUUUGUCAUAUAAGAGCAGUAUUUAAACUACUGUUCCUGUUGUCUCCUAAAAUGUGUCGGAUGCAGGUCUAAUUGCUGUAAAGCCUUGCAUCUAUGCCUGUAUAUAUAUUUUUUAAAGGUUUGUCAUUUGUCUCGCUGACACCCUGCCCUCUCAGUUUCCACAUAUUCUUUACAAACCUGUUGCUUUCCUGCCUUUUAGACUGAGAUUUGAUGGUUUUCAGCCACAAUAUAAACAGUUUCCCAGUCAACCAGCUUCCAGAAGUGGGCUACACCAGUGAUACAAAAAUAUGUAGCCAUAUAUGAAAUGGGAUUUGUGUAUUACAUAAACCACAAUGGUUUACUUUUUCUUUAAACCACAGUGGUUUACUUUUAUUUUCUUAUCAAAAAAUUUGAUUGAGUAGUCCAAAAGCCCACUAUGAUGAGAGAACUCAGCUAAUCCAGUUUCAUUUUCACCUUUGACUGUCGCGUUAUCAAAUUGUUAUUGCUCUUAAAAGCCAUAAAACCAACGUACCCCUGUGGUGUUCUGAGCUUACGCCAAUCAUGCCUCUACUGUGUCGGUGUACAGUUAAUUUAUUAAGUUGUAAACAUUUUAUUAACUUGUGCACACAAGAUACAAAUUAAAGUUGUUCCACUGCUAUAAUUUUAUAUUAUGAAGCAUAGUAGCUUAUCUUUAAUCACAGAAACACCACAACUGCCAGUCCAUGUUGCAGCAGCAGCAGCAGCAGUAUACGUAGUAGUACAUGUAUUGGUGAUUUCCUUUUUAUCAGUCUUACUUCCUGCAGCAGUAAGUCUGUUGAAGCAGCUGUGCUCCCAGUAGAACUACAGGCUAUAUUAUGAACCAAUCAUGGACUAAACUUUAACUUUGGUUUAACUUUGAACCAUUCUGUCUUUCCAUUCAUAGUUGUCUAUAUUUUGUAUAUUUGCUUACACUUACGUAUUAUUACCCUUACAUUUAAAUAGUGCAUGUUACUUAAUUACUUACUGAUGCCUAUUUUUGACUCUUGCCGCUGUAAUACUGUAAAUUUCCCAAAUUGUGGAACCAAUAAAGGAUUAUCUCGUCUUCUCUUA